AAUCCUCCUUACUGCACCACCAGAGAUAACUAUGCCACAUACCUAUGGACCCCAAGAGAACUGUGUAGAGGGGGAAGUGAAAUACAAAUGUGAAGCAAGAUCAGUGAAAUAUGAAUCACUACCGCCAAAAUCAAAAGAAAUUACACUACAACUAACCGAAGCAGAGAGAUUUUUAUGUGUGUCUACGAUCUAUGGAAAUGCACAGCUUGGUGAAAUUGGUACUGCAGACUGUGAUGAAGACGAGAGGGGAGAAAAGACAGCAGUUUGUGGGGAAGAUACGAUAUUUAAAGAUAAACAAGACAACUGUGUCCUUGCAGUGAUUGCAGAUCUGCUUGAUCAAUCAGAGAACUUGGAUGAAGUAACAAUUCCUAUUUUCUUGGAGGACCUUAAAAAUGCGACUUCUGCAAAUAAUGAAAAGAUUGUUGAGUCUCCAGCAACCAUCAUUGCUAUGGUUAAGAUCUUUGAAAAUGUCGCCAAUGUAUCAUCAUCUUUGAAAAUCAAAAUAAGUGAUAAUUCAACAAGGAAUUUCCUAGAAAGUGCAGGCCUUCUAACAAUUGAUGACUCAAGGAAAUCCUGGACUUUUCUCAAUAUGAAUGACAAUAAUACAGAUGAGGGAUUAGGAAGAAACAGUUCCAGCUCUUCAUUCUUGAAUGUUUUUGAGAGGUUACCAGAUUUUAUAAGCAAUGAUUCAUUGGAAAUCAACACAAAUUUUAUUCUCCUGAACAAAACAGAACUUACAGAUCCUUUCAGAAGAGAAUUUAACUCCUCUGUGGAAAUAGAAUUACCCGAGGGGGGUGGAGAGAACAAACUAAUUACCAUCAUAGUUUUUGCUUCCAUGUACAAUGUGCUUCCUGGAAGAGAUGAACUCAACAACACAUCCAACCGUGUCCAUGGAAGGGUCGCUCUUGUUAGACCUGAAGUUAAAAUCUCAAAUAUUACAUUAAAUUUUGAAGUAAUAAAUUACACAAAUGAAACCAUAGAAAACCCCAAAUGUGUUUUUUGGGAUUUUGAUCUCUUUGACGGUCUUGGAGGAUGGAGUGACGACGGUUGCUCAUUAGUGUACUUUGAAAAUGAAACAGUCAGCUGCAACUGCAACCACACCACUUCCUUCUCCAUUCUCAUGUCACCAUACAGCCCACGAGACCUUGGUUUGGACAUCAUCACCUACAUUGGAGUUGGAAUUUCUAUGCUUUGCUUGGUCAUUUGUCUCAUCAUUGAAGCAAUCAUAUGGAGAAAAGUUAACAAGAACACAACAUCGUAUUUGCGCCAUGUCGCUAUUGUCAACAUCGCUUUGUCUCUCCUCAUUGCAAACAUUUGGUUCAUUAUUGGAGCAGCUAUUUCAGAUGUAACCAAGUCAAACAACCCAGCAUGCACAGCAGCUACCUUCUUUAUUCAUUUUUUCUACCUCUCCAUGUUCUUCUGGAUGUUAGCCAAAGGCCUGCUGUUGCUUUAUCGCACCCUUAGUGUGUUUGAUGGAGGACUGUCUAAAAUAUCUAUGCUGAUCAUUGGAUUCUCUUUGGGAUAUGGUGCACCACUGAUCAUUGCCACAAUAACUAUAGCUGCAACUGCUCCCUCAAAGGAAUACAUACGAGAUGAAAUCAUCUGUUGGCUCAACUGGGACGAGUCCAAAGCUCUGCUGGCCUUUGUGAUCCCUGCACUCAUGAUAGUGUGUAUAAACUUAAUCAUCCUGAUUGUGGUGUUAUACAAAAUACUGAGGAGAAGAGUAGGAGGAAAUGCAGCCCAAACAGGAGAAAAGCACGUUCUGGUGGUUGUAACCAGGUGUUUGGCUGUGCUAACACCGUUUUUUGGAAUAACUUGGGGUUUGGGAAUCGGAACCAUGGCUGAUCCUAAAAACAGGGGAAUCCAUAUUGCCUUUGCAUUCUUCAAUUCAUUACAGGGUUUCUUCAUUCUUGUGUUCGGAACACUGUGGGACAGUAAGGUGCGAUCAGCAAUGGCAGUACCGUCACUGACAUCAAACAGUAGAACAAGAAGCACAUCUGCUGGGACCUCCUCCAGUGGACUAACCAACUUUUUCCAAAGAUUUAAAAGAGGGACUAGAAGAGGGUACAAUGUGUCUUCCAACAGUUCAUCCAACACUUAGUACGUACAAAAAAGUCUGUCUGCUAAUA
Messenger RNA from Cyprinodon tularosa, 2129 nucleotides. RefSeq names its product adhesion G protein-coupled receptor F5-like. The transcript has 8 exons. Gene Ontology annotation, biological process: G protein-coupled receptor signaling pathway; cell surface receptor signaling pathway. Bases 32 to 2101 code for a protein of 689 amino acids. The record is from RefSeq and is a predicted model, not a curated record. NCBI's taxonomy places the organism in Eukaryota, Metazoa, Chordata, Actinopteri, Cyprinodontiformes, Cyprinodontidae. Gene Ontology annotation, cellular component: membrane. Gene Ontology annotation, molecular function: G protein-coupled receptor activity.